This is a messenger RNA of Bufo gargarizans (Asiatic toad), 2016 nucleotides long. RefSeq lists its product as uncharacterized. The coding region runs from base 1 to 2016 and encodes 671 amino acids. The record is from RefSeq and is a predicted model, not a curated record. NCBI's taxonomy places the organism in Eukaryota, Metazoa, Chordata, Amphibia, Anura, Bufonidae. The transcript is spliced from 5 exons.
AUGGCUGUUGAAGCCGCCGUACUAAGGGCUCAGGGUUUUUCGGAUGCCGUGGUCCAGACCAUGGUUCGGGCCAGGAAGUUGUCGUCUUCCCGAAUCUACCACCGGACCUGGAAGUCCUACUUUAUAGUUGAUGGGACAAUACAAGAAAAUACAGAAUAUGAAGGCGUUGAUGUGUCUGUUGAAGACUAUACAGAUACUGAACACUACAUCACCACUCAUGAUGGCGAAGAAAAUGAAGAAACAUCUCAGGAGAUUGAGGAGACCACAUUUAGUGAUGUCAUUGUAAGUAAUGAAAACCUGAAGGAAUGUGGACACACUCUGGGAAAUGAAGCUUUAGAGGAUAACGGCUUUGCAGCAAGAGAAGAUCUGGACAAAGGAGAGGCUGCCCCCAGCAUAGCUACCCAAGAAGGUGAAACACUAGAAAACAUUGACAUUGCUGAUGAAAUUGUACCAUCAGGGAUCAGAGAGGUCCACGAAACGGAAAUCACUGUGACAAAUGAAGAUGUUGAGGAAAACAAAGCCGCUACGGAUAGUGCAGAUGUUAUGGGAGAAGAUAUUGUAAAUAGUGAGGUGUCUGCAGAACUUUUAGAGAUUGAACCCCAGAAGGAUACAUCGAUUUUACAAGAUGAAACCUUGAAAGAAGAUGUACAAAGUCAUGGUGGGCUUAUCUGUGAAGAUGUAACCAGUGAAGAUUUGGCUCUGGGUUUCUAUGAUGCAGACAUGCUUGAAAUUGAAGACCCUCUAAAUAGUGUAGACUUAACUGGAGGUGAAAAGGAUCCAGCUAGUGACUAUUACAUGGACAUUGAACCAGUGCAUGCUGAAGACUUCACUGGAAAUGAAGAGACAGUAUCUGGUGAGGUAGCUAUAGAGCAUCUGGGGACUAUAACUAGUAAAGACUUUGUGCAAAGUAAGGAGGAGUUCGCCAGCUCUAACAUCAUUAAGUGUGGUGGGGUGACAGCUGCAGAAUUUGAAAUAGUUCAAAAGGAGGAAGAAGUUGUUUCUACAGAAGUAGCCAUUGAACAAGGUAGCAUGAGCUAUGUAGAGUUGGGGGCCACCAUUGGUGAAGGCUCAUUGUAUGAAUUCCUCCAAGAUUUUGUAGCUAAUACAAGUAAUCAAGGGCUUUACCAAGCAACAGACAUCGAGUGUGGAAAGGUGACCACUACAGAUUUUGAAGAGGUAAUUCAAGAUCAUGAAGAUGUCGUAUCUUCAGAAGAAGCCAUUGAAGAAGCUAACCUAAGUUUGGAAGAGUUUGAAGGUCCAGUGACUGACUUGAGUGGUGAUUUUGCAGCUAAUGCAAGUGAAGAACCAGUAGCUGGAGAAGAGGCUGUAAUCAAAAAAGAUGUAGAAAGCGAGGCUGCAGUUGUCGUUUCUACCGAAGUAGCCAUUGAGCAAGCUAGCAUAAGCUUUGUGGAGUUGGGGGCCACCAUUGGUGAAGGCUCAUUGAAUGACUUUAAUCAAGAUUUUGUGACUAGUACAAGUAACCCAGGGCUUUACCGGGCAACUGGUGAAGUUGUCACUAAAGAAGACGUAGAAACUGAGACUGCAGCUGUCGAAGAAGUUUUUUGUGAAUCUCUGUCUGCAGAUGACGAUAAUGACCAUGAAGAGUCUGGACUUGUAGGAUCAGGGGAAUAUAGCCAACAUGUUUUGGACCCUGAAAGGGAUGUAUGGAGCCAGAAUGAAGACACAUUUCCUGCAGCUCAUACCAACACGAGACAAAGAGAAACAGAACAAGGUAAACAGCCAGACAGCUUCACCGUGUAUAGAGAAUGUCCGACGUUAAUUGCGAGUACUGAUAGUGUGUAUGAGAGUGAAGCACCAGAGAAGACGGACAGCGACAGUGAAGCCUCAGUAGGGAGCAAUGACGAUCUGCUCUGGAGUUACUUUUGUGGGUCAGAAUCUGCUGUCCAAGAGAAGGUGGUCACUGAAGAAAUUGAACAUAACACAAAGAAGAAGCAAAUCCCGUGGCAUCUCUCCGGUAGCCGAAGUCUGUCUGCUGAUGGCUCCCCUGCCACUUGA